AUGUCCGCGACCGAGGGCAGACACAAGAUUCGCCCGCAACAGUCGUGCCUCAAAUGCCGCGAGCGCAAAGUCAAGUGCGACCGCAAUGUCCCCUGCGAGGCCUGCAUCCACCGCGGCAUCGAGUCCGAAUGCACCUAUCUCACCUCCCCCGAAGACCGCGACCACAUCAGCCAAGCCGAGAUCAUCGACCGCCUCCGCCGCGAAGUCGCCCAACUGCGCGGCCAAUUGAACCAGAGCUCCGCACGCGGUCCCAGUCACAGUCGCCGCGACAAAGUCUAUACGCACAAGAAUAAGAUGGCAGGGUUGCACGGGAGCUAUACAGCUGGAUCUGCGUCUGUAUCUGGACCUGGAUCGUCGGGGUCUGGGUCGGGUUCGCGAUCUGCGACGGGCUCGGCGGAACCGACGGAGGCGGGGAGUUGGGCUGGGUCGUCGCCGUCGUCGAUAUCUACGACCGCCAGGACUGGGUCGGUGACUGUCACCAGUCCGGAUAGUACGGGCAGUGAGAGUGGUGCUGGUGGUUCUGGAUAUGUCCAGCAGCAUGCGUAUUCGGGGCCAACGGGCCCAUAUGGGACACAGAUUGCCGAGGUGGACAUGGCGACAACGACGGAGAGUGCGGUACUGGGGAAUUAUCUCCAUGACGACGCAAGGGCCCAGUAUCAUGCAGGCAGUAUGCCAGUCUUCGCACAUAAACCUGCUGGAUCAAUUCCAAUGCAAGCCCUCUCAUCACAACCCGCGCAUCCUUUGCCCGACCAAGGACUUUCAGGGCAGUCCCCAAUGCAUAUACACGGUAGCCACGAUAGUCCAGACUACGAGGAGGGCCUUGCGCAUGCACAUGCGCAGGCUCACAUGGCCAGCUACACUCAUAGUGGGGACUAUAACCAAAAUCUAUACGAUUACACCAACAUGAACUCCAUGCAUCCCUCUCAGACAAACCAUCAGCCCUGGAGCCAAGGGCAAUCUUAUCCACAGACCCAUUCGCAACUACCACCACAAAUACAACAACCACAUCCACAUCCCUACCCGGACUCAACAUACUACCCCUCCAGCAUGAACCCCUUCGCACCCACCGACUCCACCAUAUACCCAUCCCCUCAUCCCUACUACACCACGAACGCAAACGCAACCCAAACACCCUCACCACCCGCCCACACACCCGAAUACCAAACCCACGCUAUAAACUCCAUCCCCGACUCCUGGAAAGGCCCCGACAAACGAGCCCUCCUCGAAACACUCCUCGAAACCAUCACCAGCUGCGACGAAGAGCGCGUCGCCCAGGUCGUCGCCGUGGUGCGCACCAGCGAGACGCCCGAGGAGGCUGUUUCGGGGAUCUGCCGGGUUCUGGGUAUUGGAAUUAGUGGGGAUGGGGAUGGGGAUAGUUCGUCGAUUAUAAGAUAA
Messenger RNA from Penicillium daleae, 1395 nucleotides. RefSeq names its product Zn(II)2Cys6 transcription factor domain-containing protein. NCBI's taxonomy places the organism in Eukaryota, Fungi, Ascomycota, Eurotiomycetes, Eurotiales, Aspergillaceae. Gene Ontology annotation, molecular function: zinc ion binding; DNA-binding transcription factor activity, RNA polymerase II-specific. The transcript is spliced from 3 exons. The coding region runs from base 1 to 1395 and encodes 464 amino acids. Gene Ontology annotation, biological process: regulation of DNA-templated transcription. The record is from RefSeq and is a predicted model, not a curated record.